Molecule: messenger RNA, 1386 nt
Organism: Aspergillus tanneri
Lineage: Eukaryota; Fungi; Ascomycota; Eurotiomycetes; Eurotiales; Aspergillaceae
Product: carbohydrate-binding module family 48 protein
Exons: 3
Coding region: 1-1386 (461 amino acids)
Biological process (GO): signal transduction
Cellular component (GO): cytoplasm; nucleus; nucleotide-activated protein kinase complex
Molecular function (GO): protein kinase binding
Source: RefSeq, a predicted model, not a curated record
AUGAGGAGUUACACGUUUCGAUGGCCUCACGAUGCGAACGAGGUGUUCGUCACGGGGACCUUCGACGAUUGGGGUAAGACGAUUAAGCUAGAUAAAAAAGGAGAGUUUUUCGAGAAAGAGGUUCAAUUGUCCGCCACGGACGAGAAACUGCACUACAAGUUUGUCGUUGACGGCAUCUGGACUACCGAUAGUAGCGCCCCAGAGGAAGACGACGGUAGCUACAAUAUUAACAACGUCCUUUACCCUGAUCAGAUCCCAGACAAAACGAAGAGAGUCUUACAAAACGGUGCACCAGUCAUGGCCGGUGUGACGCCAGACUCUACCACCGCUGCGCUGGCAGGAGGAGUUCCCAAAGACUCGAACAAACAUAUCGUCGGAGAUGCCACUUUUCGGUCCACUGCUCCGGGAUCGACUACUGCCGAGCUUGCUCAAAAUGUCCCCUUCGAGCAGAGAGCAAAUGUGCCUGGAACAUUCCCCCAAACUCCCGGGGAUGAUCAAUAUUCUGUGAACCCGAUACCCGCUUCUAGCGGCGCAGGCAACCCGAUCUCGCUGAAGCCGGGCGAGAAAGUACCAGACCCCAGCACUUUCAAUCCCAAUACGAUCCAAUCAACUGUCCGAACAGAUGAGGCUGGCUACAACCAGGAUGCUAGCUAUCCAUUGACCGGUGGGCAGACGAAGGAAACCAGUAGUUCAGCCGCUUCUUCGGCGCCUAAAAACUUGAUCCCAGAGUCCAGCCUCCCAAUGGGUGAAGCUUGUCAGGGGCUUUCGGAUCCUGCCACGAUUCAGUCGGUGGCACCAACGUCCACCACCGCCGGUCUUGCUGCAGCGGUUCCACUCGAGUCCCAGAAGAAACAGGCGAACGUUGGAGUGGACUUCCCUGUGAGCGAGGUACCCGACGUGGUGAAGAACUCGAUAUCUGAGGCGCACAAGUCUCCCGAGGCAGCUGCAAACAAAGAGGCUGUGGAUGAGAAGAAGGAGGUGGAGAAGGAACUUCGAAGCAAGAUCCCUGAGGACACAUCGAGCGGUACACCCGCGCCCACUGCAGAAGCAGUGGGCGCGGAAACGGCUCCCCACGCCACAGAGCCGCAGCCCAAAUCGGAGCAGCUGUCCCCUAGGGCCACAACUCCCACCAAUCAAGAGCCUACGGUGACUACGGGUGUUGAGGAGACGAAGGUUCCUAAGGAAUCAGGACCAGGGGCCGUUCCUCCCGCGUCGACCGCCGAUAAGGCCACCGGAAGUACGACUGAAAAUGUAUCUGCGGGAGCCACAACAAAUACUACCAAGGACACUACCCCCAAGAGUCCUUCCGGUACAAAUGGGACCAAGGAGAAGCGGAGAAGCCGCGCCAGUGAAUUUUUCCACAAGCUUAAGGAGAAAUUCAAAUAG